Molecule: messenger RNA, 840 nt
Organism: Danaus chrysippus (African queen)
Lineage: Eukaryota; Metazoa; Arthropoda; Insecta; Lepidoptera; Nymphalidae
Source: the annotation of a GenBank genome assembly
AUGUUUGAUCUAAAAAAUAAAGUAGUUUUGAUCACUGGAGGAUCUCAAGGCAUUGGUGCCAAAGUUAUCGAGUUUUUACUCAAAGAGAAUGUAAAGCAUAUCGCUAAUUUAGAUGUAGCAGAGAAAGCUGGCAUUGCUCAGCAAAAUGAGUUGAAUAAAAAGUAUACAAAUAAAGUCAAAUUCUAUAAAUGUGAUGUUUCAAAUGAGGAACAGUUGAUGAGUGCGUAUCAAAUGAUUUUGGACGAACAAGGAUACAUCGAUAUUGUAAUAAAUAAUGCAGGAAUCGCGAACGAUAGUAAAGAAAAAUAUAAGAAAGAAAUUGAAAUUAACUUCUUAGCUGUAACGACUAGCACACUAAAAGCGAUGGAGAUAAUGCGUAAAGAUGAAGGAGGCAAUGGAGGUAUAGUCUUAAAUAUCUCUUCUGCUGCGGCGUUGUGUCAAGAUGAACUAUUACCCAUCUAUGCCGGAACUAAAAGCGGAAUUUUGCAAUUUAGCAAUUGUAUUGGGAUGCCCAGGUAUUAUUCAAGAACUGGAGUACGUGUUUUAACAUUAUGUUAUGGAGGGACUGAAUCUCAUAUUUUCAGUGACUUUGACACUAUAGACAAGACAUUUUUAAAUCAUUUCAACGAGGUUAUUGUGAAAGUAUUCCCACCACAGAAGGUGGAAUCUGCAGCUUCCGCUUUGAUCGAGGUCCUAAAGAAUGGAGAAAGUGGCAGUACUUGGAUGUCAGCUAAUAAUAAACCGGCUCUUGAUAUAACACCUACCGUAAAGAAAGCAUAUGGAAUCCUAUCAGAAGCUUAUACCAGUCUAUAUGCUGACUCUUUUGAAAAGGUUUCAUAA